AUAUUUUGAGAGCCAAAUAUUUAUAAGAAUUUGAAUUGGCGCAACCAAAUGGACGACACGGAUCACUUGGCAACCCCUUGCUCCGAACGGCGCAAUACAGAUUACUUUUUUGGGCUUUCUGCCAGACGAAUAUCAUACCAAAAUGAUGUCGGUUACAAGCAUCGCUCGUAAUAAAGUAUUACCCCUUCUUCGAAAAUCAACCAAAAUUCAAUCAACCGCAUCACUUUCAUCUUUAGUUAAACUAGAAGAAAAACAAGGCUAUGCUGUUGUGUCAAUGCAGAAACCCCCAGUUAAUUCCUUGAGCCUUGAAAUGAUUCAAGCAUUGUCCCAGUCCUUGAUUGAAUUGGAGAAAAACAAAUGUAAAGGAAUCAUCCUAACUUCGGCUUGCCCUGGUAUUUUCAGUGCUGGCCUGGACAUUCGUGAAAUGUACCAGCCUACUGAUGACAGAUUAAAUCAAUUUUGGUCUUCGCUUCAAACUUUGUGGCUUCAAUUGUAUGGUUCCAAAAUGGCAACUGUUGCCCUUAUUAAUGGGCAUGCUCCUGCUGGUGGAUGUUUACUAGCAAUGUGUUGUGAUUCCAGAAUUAUGUUAAAUGGAAAAUCCAGAAUUGGCCUUAAUGAAACAAAACUUGGAAUAGUUGCGCCUUCAUGGUUCAAGGAUACAUUUGUAAAUACCAUUGGUGUGCGACAAUCCGAACGUGCGCUUCAAUUGGGAAGUCUAUUUAGUCCCGAGGAAGCGCUUAAAAUAGGUUUGGUUGACAAAUUAGUUCCCGAUAUGGAAACUGCCACUGCUGUUGCCGAAGCAGAAUUGAAAGAAUUCCUCCAGAUUCCAGGUAUGGCUCGCUAUUUGUCCAAGAUGAAGAUCAGAGAAGCAGCAAUUAAAGAUCUUUCAGAGACCCGUGAAGCAGACUUGAACCAAUUUGUAAAUUUUGCUAAAACUGAUGCAGUUCAAAAGGGUUUAGGAUUGUAUUUGCAGAGUCUGGCAAAGAAGAAUUAGCACAAAGUUUAUUCAAUACUCUAAAAUACAACAAUAGAAACUAA
Messenger RNA from Daphnia pulex (common water flea), 1038 nucleotides. RefSeq names its product enoyl-CoA delta isomerase 1, mitochondrial-like. Gene Ontology annotation, biological process: fatty acid beta-oxidation. NCBI's taxonomy places the organism in Eukaryota, Metazoa, Arthropoda, Branchiopoda, Diplostraca, Daphniidae. The transcript has 9 exons. Gene Ontology annotation, molecular function: enoyl-CoA hydratase activity. The record is from RefSeq and is a predicted model, not a curated record. Bases 143 to 994 code for a protein of 283 amino acids. Gene Ontology annotation, cellular component: mitochondrion.